AGAGAGACUACAGCAUUCAAUCCAGCGUCACUUGAAUUAAACCACCUAAAAUGGAGCACCUUUGCAAAAUAUUCUUGUUUGCUACUUUUCUUGUGGGAUCAUAUGGGAACCCAUUAGCAAUGGACAUGGAAGAUCCGGUUCCGUAUGCUCCCUGGCAGGCUUCCCUCAGGUCCUACGGGGACAUGACGCAUUUCUGUAGCGGCGCAAUCAUUUCUAGUCGAUGGAUUCUGACGACAGCCAACUGUGUGAACGGUCGCACGAUUAGCAACACAAAAAUAGUAGUAGAGAAGCAAACCAUCAAACCAGCUGGUCCGAUGUACGACAUUGCUGAAUUCUUUCUGAACCCCGAUUUUGACCCAAUUUUCUACGAAAACAACUUGGCACUCAUUCGCAUGGAAACCGAUAUCGUGUUCAAUGGAGAUGUCUAUGCAGUUGAUCUACCCAGUAGCGAUCCACCUGCCGGGGAACUGGUCGUCCUCACUGGAUGGCGUUCGGAUGAAGAAAUUUUCACCCCCAACGACAUGCAAAUGGCUCGCAAAGAGACGCUUAGCAAUGAGCAGUGCGCUGAGAUACACCGAAAUGGCGAUUCCCAUGUCCACAUUUAUCCGACCAGUGUUUGUGCUAGACCUCGGAUGAUGAAUUGUUACUGUAUUGUUGAUGCUGGAGCACCGUUGGUAUCCGAGGAUGGACGAUUGAUUGGUCUGUUCUCAAUUACGGCCGGAUGUGGAAGGAUGUUGCCGGCCGUUUACAUGCGAGUUAACAGCUACCGGGACUGGAUCCGUACUGUUUCGGGUGUAUAAAAAGUAUUCAGUUUUUUUAAAACACCAAGACCUAAUGCCACUUUUACCUUAAGUUUAAAUAAAAUACUAUCGCAGACUAA
Molecule: messenger RNA, 880 nt
Organism: Uranotaenia lowii
Lineage: Eukaryota; Metazoa; Arthropoda; Insecta; Diptera; Culicidae
Product: trypsin-7-like
Exons: 3
Coding region: 51-800 (249 amino acids)
Biological process (GO): proteolysis
Molecular function (GO): serine-type endopeptidase activity
Source: RefSeq, a predicted model, not a curated record